GUUUGGAGAGGUUAACAUCAUUAACUCAUUUGACAAAAGUGAGCCAUUUUCUUGGUUGCCCACUAACCCUAACCUUUCCUCCCCUUUCUGAUCUAAUGCUAUUCCCUUUCUCUCUGUCUCUCUCUCUCUCUUCUUUUGGGUGGGCACCAAUACUAUCCAUUCUUUUUCUCUCUAAUGCUAGUGGUUCUCUCUCUUUGUCUCUCUCUCUUGCAGUUAUAUGCUUCAACUUUUUUUUAGGGUUAUACAGGUUAACAGCUAAACAAGGGUAAAAGUUUUAGCAUGGGGAGAGAUGGACAAAGAAAUUAACCAAGAAACCUCAUCUCUCCUCCCUAACAACAACAACAACACCACCACCACCACCACCACCAUUAAGGAAGACUCUCCAAGAAAACCGUUUACGCCACCUCCUCCUGCUGCUGCCGCUACUGGUGGUAGCAGUGAUAGACUGAAAAGAGAUGAGUGGAGUGAAGGAGCAGUUUCAAGCCUUCUUGAAGCCUAUGAAACCAAAUGGGUUCUCCGAAACCGAGCCAAGCUCAAGGGCCAUGACUGGGAAGAUGUUGCGCACCAUGUUUCAUCGCGUGCCAAUUGUACCAAGUCGUCCAAGACGCAGACACAGUGCAAGAACAAGAUUGAGUCAAUGAAGAAAAGGUAUCGGUCAGAGUCUUCCACUGCUGAUCCCUCAUCAUGGCCACUAUACCCACGUCUCGACCUUUUGCUGCGUGGAAGUGGUCCAUUACAAGUUCCUCCACCACCACCUCCUCCGACUCCGGCGUCUCAUCCGCCUCCGCCUAAUGCUCCUUUAAUGUUGCUAGAGCCAUCCCCAGUAGCGGUGCAACCACCACCUCCGCAACUUGGAGUUGCUCAAAACUCGCAUGGAUCCAAUGGUAUUGAUAGGGUGGCCAAGGAAGAUGGAGCAGGAACCAAAUUAUCAGACCAAGUGUCGGACAAGAACCAUAUGGAAACAGACAGUAGCACACCAGCCCUUUAUAGUGACAAGGACAAGUCAAGGUCCAAAAAGAUGAAAAUGAAAAUGGAAAAGAAGAAGAGAUCAAGAAGGAGGCCGGAGGAAACGGAGAUAGCCGAGAGCAUACGAUGGCUAGCAGAAGUAGUGGUGAGAUCGGAACAAGCAAGGAUGGAGACGAUGAGGGAAAUAGAGACGAUGAGAGUUGAAGCCGAGGCAAAGAGAGGAGAAAUGGACCUCAAAAGAACAGAAAUUAUUGCCAAUACCCAGUUAGAGAUCGCUAGGCUCUUUGCAGGAGUUGGCAAAGGUGUUGAUUCUUCAUUGAGAAUUGGCAGAAGUUGAUGAUUACUAUGAGUAGAAUCCCAAGUAUUUUAUAAGUAGUAUAGAUUAUUAUGGACUCGUGUAUUAACACUGAAAGAUCAGGAAUUAAAAGAAGGGAACUUUUACUUGGAGAUGAAUGGUCUUGAAGGAGAUUUAACUACUUGUACUAUUAGGAUAAAUGAUUAAAGAAAAUAUCAUAAGGUAGGUAGCUAAAAUAACAUCUCUACCUAACUGUAAUGUUCUCUUUCCUCGAGCAAUAAUACAGUGUUGUUUACACAUGCAAAA
Messenger RNA from Carya illinoinensis, 1567 nucleotides. RefSeq names its product trihelix transcription factor ASIL1-like. NCBI's taxonomy places the organism in Eukaryota, Viridiplantae, Streptophyta, Magnoliopsida, Fagales, Juglandaceae. The transcript is spliced from 2 exons. Gene Ontology annotation, cellular component: nucleus. The record is from RefSeq and is a predicted model, not a curated record. Gene Ontology annotation, molecular function: transcription cis-regulatory region binding. The coding region runs from base 290 to 1303 and encodes 337 amino acids.